AUUUAUUUUAUAGUAUUUUUAUAUUUGAGAUUAAUAUUAUUAGGUGCUUCAUUAUAUUUAUUGAUUAUAAAUUUAACUUAUAUUUUAGAGUUUAAUUUUAUAAUAUUAAAUUCUACUAAUAUUUAUUUUGUCGUUUUAUUAGAUUGAAUAUCUUUAUUAUUUAUAAGUUUUGUUUUAUUUAUUUCUUCUAUAGUAAUUUUUUAUAGAGAGGAAUAUAUAGCUGGGGAUAUUUAUAAAAAUCGAUUUAUUUUAUUAGUAGUAAUAUUUGUUUUGUCUAUAAUAUUAUUAAUUAUUUCACCUAAUUUAAUUUCUAUUUUAUUAGGUUGAGAUGGGUUAGGAUUAAUUUCUUAUUGUUUAGUUAUUUAUUAUCAAAAUUUAAAAAGUUUUAGGGCUGGAAUAUUAACUGCUUUAAGAAAUCGAAUUGGUGAUGUAGCUUUAUUAAUAUCUAUUGCUUGAAUAUUAAAUUUUGGUAGAUGAAAUUUUAUUUUUUAUUUAGAAAUUAUAAAAGGAGAUUAUAUUAUACAAUUAAUUAGGUAUUUAGUAGUUUUAGCGGCAAUAACAAAAAGGGCUCAAAUUCCUUUUUCAUCUUGGUUACCUGCUGCAAUAGCAGCUCCUACUCCUGUAUCUUCUUUAGUUCAUUCUUCUACAUUAGUUACUGCUGGAGUUUAUUUAUUAAUUCGUUUUAAUUUUUCAUUUAGAAGUAAUUUAAUAAUAAUUUUAUUAUUUAUUUCAUCAAUAACAAUAUUUAUAUCAGGUUUAGGAGCUAAUUUUGAAUUUGAUUUAAAAAAAAUUAUUGCUUUAUCAACUUUAAGACAAUUAGGUUUAAUAAUAUCAAUUUUAGCAUUAGGAGAAUAUAAAUUAGCAUUUUUUCAUUUAUUAAUUCAUGCUUUAUUUAAGGCUUUAUUGUUUAUGUGUGCUGGUAAUAUUAUUCAUAAUUUAUUUAAUUGUCAAGAUAUUCGUUAUAUAGGAGGGUUGGUUAAACAUUUGCCUUUAACAUGUACUUAUUUAAAUAUUUGUAAUUUAUCUUUAUGUGGUUUACCUUUUAUAUCAGGUUUUUAUUCUAAAGAUUUAGUGGUUGAAUUUAUAUCAAUAAAUUAUUUAAAUAUUUAUAUUUAUUUAAUUUUUUAUAUUUCUAUUGGAUUAACUGUUUCUUAUAGGUUUCGUUUAACUUAUUAUUCAAUAAUUGGAAAUUUUAAUUUUAUAUCUUUACAUAUUAUUCAGGAAAGAAGGAUGAUUAUAUUAAAAGGAAUAAGAGGUUUAAUUUUAUUUGUAGUUUUUAGAGGUAGAAUAUUUUCAUGAAUACUUUUUUCUACUCCUUAUUUUAUUUGUAUAACUUUUUUUAUAAAAAUAUUAACAUUGUUUGUAAUUUUAAUUGGUGGGUGAUUAGGGUAUGAAUUAGCUAAAUUUAAGCUUUCUUAUCAAUUAUUAACUUUAAAAUUUUUAUCUUCAAGAUUAUUUAUAAGUAUAAUAUGAAAUAUACCUUAUUUAUCUACAUUAGGAGUUAAUUAUUUACCUUUAUAUAUAGGAAAAUUAUAUUUAAAAAUUUUUGAUCAAGGUUGAUUAGAAUAUUAUGGUGGUCAACAAAUAUCAAAAAAUUUAAAAAUGUUAACUUUAAUACAAUUAUUUUCAAUUAAUCAUUUAAAAAUUUAUUUAUUAUUAUUAAUUUUUUGAUUAAUAUUUUUAUUAUUAAAUAUUU
This is a messenger RNA of Diorhabda carinulata, 1696 nucleotides long. The record is from the annotation of a RefSeq genome assembly. Lineage: Eukaryota; Metazoa; Arthropoda; Insecta; Coleoptera; Chrysomelidae.